AUGAGUUACGCUGGCGGCUCGUGCGUGCCGGGCUCGGGGCUCACGCGUUUUCGCAGGGGGCCAUCGCCGGCGACGCGGCUCGGGGCCUGGUAUCCGUGCGGUGCUAAUGCCCCUGCGGAGGGGCGGCUUCCCCCGGGCUGGCAGAGCCUGGCCGGCCCCCGCGGUGCGGGUUCGUGCGGUCGCCUUCACCCCCGUCACUCCGGGCCCCAAGACACAGACCCUACUGGCGUGUCGGAGCUGCUGACGUGGCCUUGGGCUGCCCGGGGGGCUGAGCGUGAGUUUCUGAGCCACAAGAACAAGGAUUUUGGUAGCUUGGUCAUCAUCUGUCUCAUAAUUUACUUACUUGCAGAAUUUGACGAUGCAGCUAAUUUGCUUGCAGCGAAUCGUGACGCUACCACCAUAAGCAUCGAUGAGCCAGGCGAGAUCCCCAAGAAUAAGCACGGCCGGCUGCAGGAGCCGGGGAGAGAAGAGGACGAUGAGUUGCUGGGGACUGAUGACUCCGAUAAAACAGAGCUGCUCGCAGGACAGAAGAAAAGUGCCCCUUUCUGGACAUUCGAGUACUACCAGACAUUCUUCGAUGUGGACACGUACCAGGUCCUGGACAGAAUCAAAGGUUCGGUUUUCCCAGUACCAGGGAAGAACUUUGUAAGGCUGUAUAUCCGCAGCAAUCCCGACCUUUACGGUCCGUUUUGGAUUUGUGCCACACUUGUCUUUACCAUCGCUGUCAGUGGCAAUCUCUCGAACUUCUUCAUCCAUCUGGGCAAACCAACGUACCACUACGUGCCGGAAUUCAGAAAAGUGUCCAUAGCGGCAACAACGAUUUAUGCAUACGCUUGGCUUGUUCCCCUUGCCCUCUGGGGAUUCCUGAUGUGGAGGAACAGUAAAGUCAUGAACAUUGUGUCCUACUCCUUCCUGGAGAUAGUGUGUGUAUAUGGCUACUCCCUCUUCAUUUACAUUCCCACAGCGAUUUUAUGGAUCAUACCGCAAAAAGUGGUGCGCUGGGUCCUGGUGAUGUUCUCCCUGUGCCUUUCGGGGUCUGUUUUGGUGAUGACCUUUUGGCCCGCUGUCCGAGACGACAACCGGAGGAUCGCGCUGAUGACCGUGGGGGCUGUCGUUCUGCUUCAUGCUCUGCUGUCUGUCGGCUGUUUGGCGUACUUUUUUGAUGCCCCUGAACUGGAGUUUCCUGCACCUGUUAUCCCUGCACCUAUUAUCCCUGCUCACAAUGGAACAACAGUAAUAACGACAAGUCAGUAAAUGAUAAGAUUACAAUGCCUGUUUCUCCAUCUGUACAGUAAUUUUAUUUUAGAUUAUUUUUUCACU
Opisthocomus hoazin is the source of this 1320-nucleotide messenger RNA. The record is from RefSeq and is a predicted model, not a curated record. Lineage: Eukaryota; Metazoa; Chordata; Aves; Opisthocomiformes; Opisthocomidae.